UCCUCCUCCUCCUUUAUCCCCUCCCUCUGUGUCUCAGUUCUGCAGUAAACGAGGCUGAGGCACAUUCCUGCUUUGCAAGGCUUUCUGCUAAGGAUGUUCUGUGGCUUUUGUUUGGAUUGCAGCAUGCAGAAUUACAGCUGUUCAGAGGAGACUCAUUACAACUCCUGCUGAAGUCCUAGCCUUCCUCCCUUCUCUUCUGCCCCUGCCCCCCACCCUCACUGGCUGAAGACCUUGUACCUUGAAGGGAGUUUGCCUUACUCCCCUGGUGCUAUGUGUAUGGUAAACCUGGUACUAUGGCCGCAUCUGGGACUGGCCAGACAACUGCUGCUGGUGCUCCCUAUUCCAAGAAGGAUUUAAAGGGGAAUUACACUGCAGGCAAUGCACCAGAGUGGCAGCAUCGCGAGCUUGGGGACUAAGGCUCCUCGGGCAUUAAUUGCAGACACACAGAGCUGACCGCAAUGACAGCAGCUGCUCCUUUGAACUGUUGGCAGCAGCCAAGCGGCAGCAUGAAGUGAAAGAUCACUCCUGAGCUCAAGAUGAACUCUACCUUGGAUGGUAAUCAGAGCAGCCACUCUUUUUGCCUCUUGGCAUUUGGCUACUUGGAAACUGUCAAUUUUUGCCUUUUGGAAGUAUUGAUUAUUGUCUUUCUAACUGUGUUGAUUAUUUCUGGCAACAUCAUUGUGAUUUUUGUAUUUCACUGUGCACCUUUGUUGAACCACCAUACUACAAGUUACUUUAUCCAGACUAUGGCAUAUGCUGACCUCUUGGUUGGCGUAAGCUGCCUGGUCCCUUCUUUAUCACUCCUCCACUACUCGCUUCCAGUAGAGGAGUCCUUGACUUGCCAAGUAUUUGGUUUUGUAGUAUCAGUUCUGAAGAGUGUCUCCAUGGCCUCUCUGGCCUGUAUCAGCAUUGAUAGAUAUAUUGCUAUCACUAAACCUUUAACCUAUAAUACCCUGGUUACACCCUGGAGACUACGUCUGUGUAUUUUCCUGAUUUGGCUAUAUUCCACCCUGGUCUUCCUGCCUUCCUUUUUCCACUGGGGCAAACCUGGAUAUCAUGGAGAUGUGUUUCAGUGGUGUGCGGAGUCCUGGCACACCGACCCCUACUUCACCCUGUUCAUCGUGAUGAUGUUGUAUGCCCCAGCAGCCCUUAUUGUGUGCUUCACCUAUUUCAACAUCUUCCGCAUCUGCCAACAGCACACAAAGGAAAUCAACGAAAGGCAAGCCCGCUUCAGCAGCCAAAGUGGGGAGACUGGGGAGGUGCAGGCUUGUUCUGAUAAGCGUUAUGCCAUGGUCCUGUUCCGAAUUACUAGUGUAUUUUACAUCCUCUGGUUACCAUACAUCAUCUACUUCUUAUUGGAGAGCUCUACUGGCCACAGCAACCGCUUUGCAUCCUUCUUGACCACCUGGCUUGCUAUUAGUAAUAGUUUCUGCAACUGUGUCAUUUAUAGUCUUUCCAACAGUGUUUUCCAAAGAGGACUAAAGCGCCUAUCAGGGGCCAUGUGUACUUCUUGUGCAAGUCAGAUGGUAGCUAAGGACCCUUACACAGUUCGGAGCAAAGGCCCUCUUAAUGGAUUUCAUGUCUGAAGUGGUUCAAAUAUUGAGUCACUCUGUGUUUUGUGUGUGUGUGUUUCCUUUUUAUCUUUUUGUAUUUCUAGUUCUCUGGGAAAUGUGGGACAAAAUAAUUUGAUUCUAAGCAAUAGCUAACAAGUGAUCCAUCCAAAAUACCUUGUUAAGUUUGCAGAAAUGAUUUUUUUAAAUGCUUUUGAAUGAGAAGAAUCAGGACUGUGAGGAUAAAUUGCUGUUCAUAAUGUCAUGGAAGUGACUGUAUUUUCAGAUUUAAAAAUGAAUAAAGCCAUAUCUAACACCUCUCUA
This is a messenger RNA of Dama dama (fallow deer), 1874 nucleotides long. RefSeq names its product G protein-coupled receptor 21 (gene GPR21). Gene Ontology annotation, molecular function: G protein-coupled receptor activity. The record is from RefSeq and is a predicted model, not a curated record. Gene Ontology annotation, cellular component: membrane. Gene Ontology annotation, biological process: G protein-coupled receptor signaling pathway. Lineage: Eukaryota; Metazoa; Chordata; Mammalia; Artiodactyla; Cervidae. The coding region runs from base 537 to 1586 and encodes 349 amino acids. The transcript has 2 exons.